Ananas comosus (pineapple) is the source of this 1910-nucleotide messenger RNA. RefSeq names its product beta-glucosidase 6-like. Gene Ontology annotation, molecular function: beta-glucosidase activity. NCBI's taxonomy places the organism in Eukaryota, Viridiplantae, Streptophyta, Magnoliopsida, Poales, Bromeliaceae. The record is from RefSeq and is a predicted model, not a curated record. Gene Ontology annotation, biological process: carbohydrate metabolic process. The transcript has 13 exons.
CUCUCUCUCUCUCUCUCUCUCUCUCUCUCUCUCUAUAUAUAUAUAUAUAUACAUACAUAAUUUUACGUAUAUAAAUACCAACAUUGUGAGGAUGAUUAUUGAGCAAGCCUAGCUAACUCAAACUUCUUUUUUUGUUGUUCUUCUCCUUCUCCUUCUUGUUGUUUUAAGAGAUAAAGAGAGGGUUCAAAUUAAGAUGUUCAUUAUUAUGAGGAGCACCUUAUUUGUCAUAUUAUUAUUGUUGCUUGUGUUUGAGAUGCAAAAGUGUUCAUCAUUACCAGAGAAAUACGACACAGGAUUAAGUAGGAGGAGUUUCCCACCUGGAUUUGUCUUUGGAAUAGCUUCUUCAUCAUACCAGUAUGAGGGAGCUGUGAAAGUGGCUGGGAGAGGACAAACAAUUUGGGACACAUUUGCUCAUUCAUUUGGUAAGGUGAUCGAUUUCAGCAACGCCGAUGUCGCGGUUGAUCAGUACCACCGUUUCGCGGAAGAUGUACAGCUUAUGUCAGAUAUGGGAAUGGAUGCAUACAGAUUCUCAAUUGCAUGGUCUCGAAUUUUUCCGAAUGGAACUGGUGAAAUCGAUCGGCGCGGGAUCGAUCACUACAACAGAUUGAUCGAUGCAUUGCUAGCAAAAGGAAUUGAACCAUAUGUGACCCUUUAUCAUUGGGACCUUCCUCAAGCAUUGGAAGAUAAAUACAACGGUUGGCUCGAUCGGCAGAUCAUAAAAGACUACGCAAACUACGCAGAGACAUGCUUCAAGGUGUUUGGAGACAGGGUGAAGCACUGGAUAACAUUCAAUGAGCCCCACACAUUCGCGAUUCAAGGCUACGACGUCGGGCUCCAGGCGCCCGGGCGCUGCUCCAUUCUCCUCCAUCUCUUCUGCCGAGCUGGAAAUUCGGCCACUGAGCCGUAUAUCGUUGCCCACAACGUCCUGCUGUCGCAUGCUGCUGUCGCAGACAUAUACAGAAGAAGCUACAAAUCGACGCAGCACGGAUCGGUCGGAAUAGCAUUAGAUGUUAUGUGGUUCGAACCGAUGACGAAUAGUUCUGAAGAUAUUGCUGCAACACAAAGAGCACAGGAUUUCCAAUUUGGAUGGUUCAUGGAUCCCUUAUUCUUUGGGGACUAUCCAAUUUCAAUGAGAACAAGGGUUAAAAACAGAUUGCCAAGAUUUACAAGUGAUGAGGCUGCUCUAAUCAAGGGGUCCUUAGAUUUUGUGGGAAUCAAUCACUAUACAACAUAUUAUGCGCAGAAAAGUUCUACCGAUAUAAUCGGCCGGUUACUCAAUGAUACCCUGGCGGAUUCAGGCGCCGCUACUCUACCCUUCAAGGAUCUGCGACCAAUCGGAGAUAGGGCUAAUUCAAUAUAGCUAUAUAUCGUACCUCGAGGAAUGAGAAGCCUGAUGAACUACAUCAAGCAGAAGUACAGCAAUCCACCAGUUUUCAUCACAGAAAAUGGGAUGGAUGAUCCAAAUAGUCCCUCCAUUUCCAUCAAGGAUGCUCUGAAGGAUGAUAAAAGAAUCAACUAUCACAAUGAUUACCUCGCAAACUUGUCGGCCGCCAUCAGGGAGGACGGUUGUGAUGUGCGCGGUUACUUCGCGUGGUCUCUUCUGGACAACUGGGAAUGGGCCGCUGGUUACACUUCAAGGUUCGGGCUAUAUUUCGUCGACUACAACAACAAUCUGACGAGAUACCCUAAGAACUCAGUCCAUUGGUUCAGGAACCUACUGAGCUCUUCCUAAUUGUAGUCCUAGGACUUGCAUGCAGCUUCCAUAUCUCUUAUGUUAUUGUAGCCCAAAUUACCUGGAUUGUAGUUAAUUGUUCUUGGAUUUGAUUUGAGAAAUUUUCCUAAGAAACACUUGUAAUUGAGUCCUUUACACUACAAAAAAAAACAUUGGAUUGGUACAGUUAAUUUGUUCA